UAAAAGGAGACAAUGUUAAUAACAACAGCGCUGUUAAGCAGCUGACUUCUGUUAAAUUAACAUUGGCCUCUAAGAAACAAAAGGAAAACAACGCAGUUUGCAACGCUCUAAAGAACGCCUACAAAUGCUCUAACUGGCUGCGAUAAAAACUUGCAACGAACAUGUCGCUGGUGGAACAUGACUCAUGGGACAUCGAGUAUGAGGGCUGCGAACGCUUGCGACAUCAGAUUCUGGUGCUGCUCAAUCAGCGGCGGCAACUGGGCGGCACAGCCGCCGCGCCGGAAUACGUGCGACUGACCAGCAGCAUUGAGGCCAGCCUGGAGCAGCUGCGCAAAGAUGUGAGUCACCUGAAGGUGGCGCUGGACAACGACAUUCUCUGGGAGCUGUGCCCGGCCGAGGAGCUGCAGCGGCGUCGCAUCAACUACGAUAAGCUGGCAUCGCAGCUGCGCGAAGCCGAUGCCAAAUACACGAGCAGCACACGCGCCGACCAGCUGCCGGCUAGCUCGAGCUCUGUGUGGCAGGGUGCGUCCGCCGCAGCGCCAGGUCGGCCGCAGGAUGUGGCCGCGCUUAGGCAACAGCAGGAAGCGAUACUGGAGCAUCAGAAUCGUGGCCUGGAGGUGCUGUCGGCGACCAUAUCGCGUCAGCGCAAUCUGGCCACACAGCUGGGCGACGAGGUCGAGGACCAGAACAACAUAUUGGACAAUCUGGCCAACACCAUGGAUCGCGUGGAGUUGGGCGUGCAGCGCGAGACGCGCAGCAUCAGCCAGGUGAACAGACGCGACAGCACCUGGGGCUACUGGCUGGUCAUUGUCUCGCUCUUUGUGGCCAUAAUUGUGGUCAUCCUUCUGUAGGACAGGGCACUCUCAACUAAUCUGCGACUAAUCUAUACACACACCUAUAUAUAUAUGCAUGUACAGGUAUUCUAUAUUCUAUGUUAUAUUUCCAUUUUCCAAAGAUGUUUCUGGAGUUGGAUACACUCCAAAGAUAUAUAUAUAUACAAAUGGCAGGGAUCGUGUGUCGACAUAUGUUCAAAUGCCCCGGCGGAAUAUUGUAAUCUUGUCUAUCCGUUUGUGUCCGAUCUCCGAUAUGGAUAUCGAUCGUGUAGCUAUAUCCUAAGCUUCCCAUCGUUAAAGAUAUUGCAAAGAUUGUAAUACUAUAUUAUAUAUUAUAUUAUAUAUCAGUUAUAUAGAAACUGCAAGAUUAUUCCCAUAUCUCUGCAAGGGCAUUUAAUAUUCGGCUGUCCGAAGUUAACUGUUUUUUUCUUGUCUACUUUUAAUUACGAAAUUUUACUAUGGAAAUCUGUUUAAUAAAUGUACGGAGGAGAUGUCAA
Molecule: messenger RNA, 1330 nt
Organism: Drosophila novamexicana
Lineage: Eukaryota; Metazoa; Arthropoda; Insecta; Diptera; Drosophilidae
Product: syntaxin-8
Exons: 2
Coding region: 162-851 (229 amino acids)
Biological process (GO): vesicle fusion; intracellular protein transport
Cellular component (GO): SNARE complex; endomembrane system
Molecular function (GO): SNARE binding; SNAP receptor activity
Source: RefSeq, a predicted model, not a curated record